AUGCCUUCUGCCGAGACCUCUAUCAUGGACGUCCCUCGUACUUUAUACUACCAACACAUUGUUGUCGAAGGAACGCCCUAUGAGCGCGGACUUUCGCAUGGAAGACAGGUGGCUGACAAGGUCCGUGCCAAUAUCGAAUACUACAAGCUUCCUGGAAAGCUGCCUCAUUGGUCCAUCUCCUCCAAGAUCAUCGAAACCGUCUACCUCCCAGCCUUUGAGAUGUUUUACCCCACCGGUCUCGAAGAGAUCAGAGGCAUCGCAGAUGGCGCAGGCGUUACGAUCGAAGAGGUCAUUAUGCUCAAUGCCCGAUACGACCUUGGCAGAUGCAUGUAUCGACUGCAAGACGGUGGCAAGACUCCCCAGGAGCUGAGUGAACAUGAUGAAUGUACAAGUGGAUUCUUUCCGCCUGAAGCAGUGGCGUCUGGUCGUGCUCUGGCGGUGCAUAACUGGGACAUGUCUAGCCAUCUCUAUAACCAGGACCUGAUCAUCUACCUCGAAGUGCACCCAGACCCAUCUGAGGACCGACCCUCUAUGUUUAUUCUCACUGAAGCUGGGCAGCUGAUCCGCAGUGGAAUGAACUCGGCUGGCAUGUCGGUUACUGCAAAUUCACUGCUAUGCAGCGAAGACUACGUGCCCAUUUCGCACGUUGACCAAGACGGGGUCUACCAUGAGAUCAAGAACCCCAAGCCUGUUCUCCCUCUCUCAGUAGCAAGACGCGUCUUCCUCGAGUACAGUAACUAUGCAGAGGGUCUGGUAGCUAUUAACGCCUUCCCGCGCCACGUCUCAGGAAACCUACACGUCUCAACAGCCGAAGGAUUCGCAAUGGCCAUGGAAGUCUCCCCAACCCGCGUGUACAAGUUCUACGGAAACAUUGACGAUAACUACCUCAUCCACAGCAAUCACUUCCUCAGUCCAGAAUUUCUGAGCCGUGAUGAUGUAUAUGAUCGAUCUCCUGGUGGGAGCACCUGGUUCCGAUGCUUGCGAGCCGAGAAGGGAGUAAGAGCUGACUGUGCAGCGGGGAGAUUGACGCCCGAAAAGAUCAGGAUGGCGUUCUCGGAUCACUUGGCGUAUCCUGAGAGUUUGUGCAAUCAUCCGAAUUUGAACCAGAGGAAUACGCCUAGUGCUGUGUUGACUGGAUAUACGUCUAAGCAGAACAUGACGGUCGCUUUUGUCAUAUAUGACCUGGUGGAGCGGGUUAUUACAGUGUGCAAAGGGCCUCCUUGCGAGGGCGUGCUACAGAAGUUUAAGCUAGAGGAGAAGCGAUUAUUGAAGUAUUAA
This is a messenger RNA of Fusarium tjaetaba, 1278 nucleotides long. Its product is annotated as peptidase acyl-coenzyme a:6-aminopenicillanic acid acyl-transferase. The record is from RefSeq and is a predicted model, not a curated record. Bases 1 to 1278 code for a protein of 425 amino acids. Lineage: Eukaryota; Fungi; Ascomycota; Sordariomycetes; Hypocreales; Nectriaceae. The transcript has 2 exons.